AUGGCAAGGAUUCUAGGCAUCGACCUCGGCACGACCAAUUCGGUGGCUGCGGUGAUCGAGGCCGGUGAGGCCGAUGUGGUUGAGAGCGCCGAGGGGAACCGCAUCACGCCCUCAGUGGUCGCGGUCAACGCCCGUAGCGGCGAGCGGUAUGUCGGGCAAACCGCCAAGCGACAGGCCGUUACCAACCCGGACAACACCAUCUUCUCCGUGAAGCGACUCAUGGGAAGGCGUUUCACCGACCCCGAGGUCCAGGACGCCGCCAGGCGCCUGCCCUACACCAUCGCCUCCGGCGACAACGGCGACGCCCACGUGGAGAUGGCCGGCCAGAACUACGCGCCCCCCCAGAUCUCCAGCAUGAUCCUGCAGAAGAUCCGCCAGGACGCUGAGGCCAAGCUCGGCGAGCGGAUCACCGAGGCCGUCAUCACGGUCCCGGCCUACUUCAAUGACUCCCAGCGCCAGGCCACCGUGGACGCCGGCAAGGUCGCCGGUCUGGACGUCAAGCGAAUCAUCAACGAACCCACCGCCGCCGCGUUGGCUUACGGUAUCGACCGGCAGCAGACCGACUCCAAGAUCGCGGUGUUCGACCUCGGCGGCGGCACCUUUGACGUCACCAUCCUCGACCUCGGCGCCGGGGUGUUCGAGGUACUGUCCACCAACGGGGACACCUAUCUCGGCGGCGAUGACUUCGACGAAGCCAUUUUGAACUGGCUGGUCACGGAGUUUCGCGCCGAAACCGGGAUCGACCUGGCUCAGGACCGCAUGGCCCUCCAGCGCCUCCGCGACGCCGCCGAGCGCGCCAAGAUCGAGCUGUCCAGCACCCUGGAAACGGAAAUCAACCUGCCGUUCAUCACCGCCGACGCCAGCGGCCCGCAGCACCUGGUGAAGCCCCUCAGCCGUUCUCGCCUCGAGCAGCUGGUGGCCCAGCUGGUUGACCGCACCGAGGGCCCCUGCCGGCAGGCCAUCACGGACGCCGGCGUCAGCGCGGGCAGCAUCAACGACGUCAUCCUCGUGGGCGGCAUGACGCGCAUGCCCGCGGUCCAGGCCAAGGUCCAGCAGAUUUUCGGGAAGGAACCGUCCCGUUCCGUCAAUCCGGACGAGGCGGUGGCCCUGGGCGCGGCCAUCCAGGCCGGCGUGCUGGGCGGCGAGGUGGGCGACAUCGUUCUGCUGGACGUUACCCCGCUGACCCUCGGGAUCGAAACCCUGGGCAACGUGACCACCGCGCUGAUCUCGCGCAACACCACCAUCCCCACUAAGAAGACCGAGACCUUCACCACCGCCGCCGACGGCCAGUCCAGCGUGGACAUCCACGUGCUGCAGGGCGAACGGCCCAUGUCGGCCGACAACAAGACCAUCGGCCGUUUCAUGCUGGACGGUAUUCUGCCGGCCCCGCGCGGCGUGCCGCAGAUCGAGGUCACCUUCGACAUCGAUUCCAACGGCAUCCUGAGCGUGUCCGCCCAGGACAAGGGUACCGGAAAAGAGCAGCGCAUCGUCAUCCAGACCAGCAGCGGCCUGUCCGACGAGGACAUCGAGCGCAUGAUGGGCGAAGCCGAAGCCAACGAGGAGACCGACCGGCAGCGGCGCGCCGAAAUUGAGACCCGCAACCAGGCGGACAGCCUUGCGUACUCGGCCGAGCGCCUGUUGACCGAAAACGCCGAGUCGUUGCCCGCCGACCUCAAGGCCGAGGCCGAGGGCAAGCUCGAGGCGCUCCGUUCGGCCAUCGCGGCCAACAACGUGGCCCAGAUGCAGACGGCGAUGAACGAGUUGAACGAAGCCCUGCAAAGGGUCGGCCAGGCAGUCUAUUCACAGCCCGGAUCCGGCGGCCCGGGCGCCGCUCCCGGGGAUGCCGAAACCGGUCCCGACGACACGGUGGAAGGCGAAUUCCGCGAAGUCUGA
Messenger RNA from Geodia barretti, 1893 nucleotides. NCBI's taxonomy places the organism in Eukaryota, Metazoa, Porifera, Demospongiae, Tetractinellida, Geodiidae. The record is from the annotation of a GenBank genome assembly.